AGGCUCUAUGGUCGUGUGCGCGCCCGUGUCGUUGUACAUGUGCAUUCCGAGCUUUCGUCGAGAGCCUCUGGUGCUUUGUUGUCGCAGACAGUCAGCAGCAGCAGCAGCAGCAGCAGCAGCGAGAAGAAAACAGAGCUGGCGAGCGAGAGACGAGCUCGACAUGACAGAGGCGUCGUUGUGCUCGCGAGUAAGCCUCGAGUGUCAAAAAGUGCGAGACGGCGUGUCGUGCGUGGCUCGAGCUUUGUUCCUUGUCGGCUGAAAGCUCCGAGUCCCGAGCAGUGCGUAUGCAGGAGCUCGGUCGCGCGCGCGGGUCAACGAGCGCGAUACACGCGCGCACCUAUACACCUAUAACUUUUACGCGCCUCUGUCUCUCUUUCUCUCUCGCUAUCUCUCUCUGUCUGUCUGUGUGCAAAAGUGCAGAUGAGCCAGGUGCUCGUCUUUGGGUUGAAAAUAGACACACACGCACGAGCUCUCGCGUCUCGUGAAUCGGCCGAUUAUAAAUUAUAAAUCCUCCCUCUCGCGCGCCAAGAAAUCUCGUUGUAGGCGCGAAACUCGCCGUCAGCUCUCGUUAUCGCUGCCUCGAACAUUCUGCUGUUUCCAGUGAAAUUUGAACAAAAAAAAAGGCAUAACAACAAGAAGAAGUAAAGUCGAAACAAAUGGGAUCAAAAGGAACGAGACGAGUUGCCGAGAAUAAGUCAAAUUAAAUUUUGUUUGCGAAAUGCUUAAAAACCCGGGCCGGUUUUGCAUAUAGACAGCGCGCGUAUGAGCAGAGCAGAUAUAUACGUAUUCGACAUACGCUAAGCAGCACAUGGCCGAGCGCGUAAAAAUAAAACUUGAAACAUCUCCGUAAGCUGCGGAGCCAAUAGAGCAUUAUCCGCGGCGUGCAUCCCAAGAGUGAGAAAAAAAAACACGUACGCACGCACACGCCUCGUGCUGAGAAAAACGCCGUCGAGUGCGUGUCGCUUGGGGCUUGCAAUUUUUCCCCAACGCGUAAUACGUGCACCGGUUGUGACAAGAGAAAAAGACCAGCGGUAAAGUCAGGACCAGCGGUAAAGUCAGGCUGGACACUAAUGCCCACGUUCAAAUUCACAAGUGAUAGUGCAGCUGAUGAAUUCGGAAGAUUAAAAGUGCGUGUACAACAUUAGUCGUGCGUGGGUGGCUCCGUAGUCGCUCGCCACUUCAUAUAAGUUAAUCAGCAAGUGCGAUUGGUUACUUAGUUAAAAAAAAAAAAAACAAAGAAAUAGAAAAGACAAUGGCCGAGACAAGCCCAUACCACAACAAUGCGCAGAUCCAAAGCAUGAGGCGGAAAACGCGCUCGGCCUCGAUCUGCGCGCCUGGCUCGCAGAGCAUGGAGCAGAUGUUGAACAAUAGCGGCGGCGGCGGCGGUGGCUGCGGCGGGAUACCACCCAUGCCAGCCAUGGCCAGGGAAAGGGAUCGGCUGAGGAAGGACGGCAGCAGCGGCAACGCCACACCCGAGAGCAACAGCACGCCGAUCAAGAAGCGACGACCAGCCGUCAGGUCGCAGAGCGCCAGGGUGUCCAGGGACAACAAGAGCAUCCGCAAGAAGAGACAGGAACAAGCAGCACAGCACAGCGAGUACCACAGCGAGGCGGGCGGGGUGCGCUCGGCGCACUGCAUCAGCGAGCCCAGACUAACCGACAACGACGCCAGUCCGGGCCUGCGUCGACGGAACAGCCGCAGGGGCCAGAGCGUGCAUCAUCCGCAUCAUCACAACCGCAAAGUCAAUGCGUACCUCGACGUUCCGGACGCUAACGGACCGACCAAUGCCCAGCGCGAGGCCGAGCUCAUGCUCGACGAGGACCUGUACAGACUCAGGAGCUUCAGUCUCACCAGCAAGGGUGUGAUAAACCGAGGCGACUCGUUUCGCAAGAAGCGCUCGCGCUCCAACUCGCUGGCGCCGAACGAGGCCGAGAGCGCCGAGCAGGAGAGCAGCAAGAACAGCAACGCCAGCAAAGCCGCGCCGCCCAAGGAGGUGAUGUCCUACAGCGUGGCCAUACUCGGCGCCCGAGGGGUCGGCAAGUCGGCCCUCAUCAGCCAGUUCAUGUCCAGCGAGGGCAUCAAUGCCUACGAGCACGUCAGGAGCAGCGAUACUCCGAGCGAGCAGUCGGUCUUUGUAAUGCUGAACGGCGAGGAGAGCGAGCUGCGCUUCGUCGAUAUCACCAAUAUAAAGGAACUGGAAAACAUAGCGCAGCCACACGCCUACGUCUUGAUGUUCUCGGUGAUCGACAAGGCAUCUUUUCAGCGCGCCGAAGGCCUCCUGUCGCGUCUUCACGAGCAGGACAUUCGCGGCCGGCCCGUCAUCCUCGCGGGCAACAAAAUCGAUCUGGUCCGAACGCGAGCCGUCUCGUCUCAAGACGGCAAGUGCUUGGCGUGCACGUACCGCGCCAAAUACUGCGAGAUCUCCGUCGCCAUCAGCCACAACAUCGACGAGCUUCUGGUCGGCAUACUGAGUCAAAUCAGGCUCAAGGUCGCCCAGCAGCAGAACAGCAGCAGCGCCGGUGCUUCCGACUCCGAGCACUGGUACAAGUCUCGUGGAAUCGUUCGGGCCAGCAUGAAGGCGCGACAGAUGCUCACUUGGCUAUUUGGCAAAGAGGACAGAAAGUUCAAGAACUGCGAGAAUCUUCACGUGCUGUAAGAAUACAAAGACGACAAGUUUUUAGUGUCAAAUUAAACAUCGCUUCAUUAUUUAUUAAGUAAAAGUCCAUACAAAGAUUAAUUAUUCGCUACGCACAGUGUGGCAGGCUCAUACAGAUUUUUUUGUAAGAACAAGUAAUCUUGAUUCGUUGUUUAUUUUAUAUACAAACCCUUUUUGCAGUUUAUCAGCUAAACUAGCCUCAUGAUAUUCAUACGUAAUGUAUGGAGUCUUACGAAAAAAUUUAUACAGAUAGUAGGUGUAUAAUUUUAAAUGAUAUUUAAUGCUUAUGCAACAAAUAGAGUAAAAAUCGAUUCUCGAAGAAAGUAUCAAGUCAAAAUUUUUAUCCAGCCUUUUACUUAAAGUAUAAAAUAGAUACUUGUUUUAAUAAGCUUCAAAUUUAUAUACGAGUCAUUUUUAGUGUUCUAUUUAGAUUUCUUCAAAAUGUCGGUCAAGUUUAUACUUGCACAAAUUUCACUUACAUUAAAAGUGAACUUAAAAGUGAACUGCAUAAAUCAAAAGAUUUUAUGGUUAAAGGUACUUGCGUAUUAAAAGGAUAAAAUACGUACAUACAUAUAUACAUAAAUCAAAGGGCCAAAGUAUGCAAUAUCGUAGUACAUGUAAUUAAUCACGCAUAGUAAACAAACAUUAAAAUAAUUAUUAAAAAUAUCGAGCGCAAAAUGAAAUUUUUUGAAAAAAGAUGACUGAAUAAAAUUUGUUCUUCCAAACAUGAAUUAUAUCAUCAAAAAAAUCAUAGUACUUGUUUUUUUUUCGUUGCUCUACAUUACCUUCGAAGUAAAACAAUUCGCAUAAAAUUCUUGGGAUCAAAUAGAAAAAAUACUCAGUAAAACUAUUUUUUCUAUGUGACUAUACGUGUAUCUUUGCGAUGCUUCGUACAUUCUUAUCUAUUUGAAAAUGUUUACAUUACGAUUUUACGACUAGACAAUAAUCGUGUUCAUUUAACCGGAACACGCAAAUUACGAUAGGACGCGUAAGUGCGACGCGACACUUUAACAGCUGUGCAUAAAAAUGCCCUGAAAUAUGAUUAUAAAUAGAAAUCAAAUUAUGCAAAUUUUCUCGACUCAUCGUUUGAUAUCAAAGUUUUAAUUUAAGUUUCAUUUACAAUCAAAAGUUCUUGCUACAUAAGUAUUUUACUAUUUAUUUAUAAGUAUGAAUUAAUGUUUUUCACUUUGUGAUAAUUUUCGUAUGUAUAAGGCUGUUCGUCAUAAAUCAAAUUGCUUCGAUUCUCGAUUCAACCCAUAUUAAAAUGUUUUUUAGAGCCUAAAAAAAGAAAUUAUAGCUUCGCCAAAAAAUAUACUUCCUAUAAUUCCAACAGUGUGAAAUACUUAAAAAAAAAGCAUUUAAUAUUUGCCAAAGGCUAAGACUUUAUGAAAAAAGGCGUGAAAAACUUCACAUGGAAAAAUAUCCAUACAAAACUUCGCAUCCCUAAAAAGUACACGGAACGAAAUCCUUAAAACUAUGUAAAGUGUAAGUGUAAAUUGGCUUAAAAAAUAUUCAAGGUAUUGCAUGAAUUUAUUAAAUAUUUCAAAUACCGAGCUGCAACUGAAAAUUUAUUAACUUUUUUAUCCCAAAUAAAUUUUGCAGAAGAUACGAGUGAGAAUCUGAGCAAUUUAAGACAAUAGGCGAUCAUCCUAAUAUGUACAUGCUUGGCUCUUAAAAUGAGAUAUCAGUAAAAAUAAAUCAUAAACAUUUUUUUAAGCAAAUAAAAUUGUGUAUACUUGUGCGUUGACAUAGAAUAAAAUUGAUUUAAAUGAACGAUGGUUGUAUAUAAUAAAGAUUAUGUUUGAAUCAAAAUGUGAGGAUAUUUGUCACUGUAACACAUUAGAAAUAGGAAAAGUACACCUAAUACGAAAUGAUUCAUUAGCUUUUAUUACUUGAAUUCAUAGCUUCUAAACAAAUGCAUCAGUUCAUAUUUGGUGUACAUCGUGUUAUCAAAUAUUGUGAAUAAGUUCAUGUUAAGUGUGUGAAUGUAAAACAGGUAAAAUAAAUUUAAAAAAUCUAACUUUGGGAACAAUGAAAUGUUUAUAAAGAGGCAAAUUUUAAUCAUUUCUCGAUAAAUAUAUAAUAAUUCUAAUGUCUUCGUUGAUAGGAUGCAUGUUUAAAUGAAUUUUAAUUUCGUUAUCUGAAAUAGUAUCAUGUAAAAAAUAGGCCAUGAAAUAAGUUAUGUUGUACUUUGUACAUGCGUAAAGGGUAAAAUCGUCUAUUAGUGUGCUCGAUAACAGGUCUUGUACUGGUUAGGAAACACUUGAAUUCAUUGGAAAAUUUCAUUGAAUUUAACUGACACAUUAAAAGGGAUCCUAAUGAGCCAAAACGUUUGAGAAAAGUUAUCAAACCGUUUUGUACGUUAUUAGGAGAUGUAUUGCCUCUUUGAUCGAAAUACUUUAUGUAAGAAAUAAUCUGUACUAUAAUAUUGAAAUGUGUAAAAUAUAUAU
Molecule: messenger RNA, 5106 nt
Organism: Trichogramma pretiosum
Lineage: Eukaryota; Metazoa; Arthropoda; Insecta; Hymenoptera; Trichogrammatidae
Gene: Rgk3
Product: GTP-binding protein GEM
Exons: 6
Coding region: 1253-2656 (467 amino acids)
Cellular component (GO): plasma membrane
Molecular function (GO): GTPase activity; calcium channel regulator activity; GTP binding
Source: RefSeq, a predicted model, not a curated record